Juglans regia (Persian walnut) is the source of this 1846-nucleotide messenger RNA. Its product is annotated as branched-chain-amino-acid aminotransferase 2, chloroplastic-like. Gene Ontology annotation, molecular function: branched-chain-amino-acid:2-oxoglutarate transaminase activity. Gene Ontology annotation, biological process: branched-chain amino acid metabolic process. The record is from RefSeq and is a predicted model, not a curated record. The coding region runs from base 543 to 1652 and encodes 369 amino acids. The transcript is spliced from 10 exons. NCBI's taxonomy places the organism in Eukaryota, Viridiplantae, Streptophyta, Magnoliopsida, Fagales, Juglandaceae.
UUUUUUUUUUUUUUUUGGUAUUUGUUCAAUUUGUGUGAGCCAUUGACGGUGGAAAAUGUGAGACUUUGCGUUGGGAUAGUCAAUAUAAACUGGAGAGUAUUGGGUGGAGAAGAUCUUUGUUUGUGGGCGGUAUGUUUUGGGGCCGUGGUCGCAAAGGUACAGACUGCAGAGAGAGUGAGGGUGACGAAAUGCUCUUUGUCCUUCGCAAAAUUUAACCCAGUGAUCGUAGGGUCAGGCUCUUUGUUCUUCUAUACUUUGCAUCAGUUUCCUCCAUUCUGCACAGCACCAAAUGAUACCCUGCCCCCAAGAUCACAUUAGUCUCAUCUUUACUUAAUGGCCCUUAAUGGCCCAGAAGCCUUCAUGCUCUUGAUUUGAACAUGGUUUAAGCAUUAAUGGCCUUCUGAAUUUCUUCAACAUGUAUUAUUUAUUGCCGACGAAAAUGGCUGAAGGGGAGAAGGAUGACUUCGGUGGGAGGAGAAAGCUUCUAGGGAGAAGAGGAAAGAGAGAAGAGAGGAAGAAAAAGGGUGAGGGAGUUUAACUGGAUGCACACCCACCCCGAAGCCAACGUAUCUGUUAUCAUACUCAUGGCUCCACCGACUGGACAAACAAUUUCCCAAACCACGGGUACCAGCACUGCUGAUGCUGAAACGUACGCGGAUUUCAACUGGGAUGAACUUGGAUUUGAUAUAGUUCCAACGGAUUACAUGUACGUCAUGAAAUCCUCUGAAGGAGAGAGUUUUACUCAAGGGAACGUAACUCCCUUUGGAAACAUUGAGAUGAGCCCGUAUGCUGGAAUCUUAAACUAUGGACAGGGAUUGAUUGAAGGUCUGAAGGCAUACCGAAAGGAAGAUGGUCGUGUUUUGCUGUUUCGACCAGAACAAAAUGCUCAGCGGUUGAAGAUCGGUGCAGAGAGAAUGUGCAUGUCAUCGCCAUCUGUUGAGCAAUUUGUUGAAGCUGUAAAGCAAACAGUCAGGGCCAACAAGCAUUGGGUACCUCCCCAAGGGAAAGGGUCGCUCUAUGUCAGGCCAUUGCUCAUUGGAAGUGGACCUGUUUUGGGUUUGUGUCCGGCACCGGAAUACACAUUCCUCGUAUAUGCUUCUCCCGUUGGCAAUUAUCAUAAGGGUCCCUUAAACUUGGUUGUUGAGGAUAAGCUCCAUCGUGCUACUCCGGGUGGAACUGGAGACAUCAAGACCGUCGCCAACUACUCACCGGUUUGCAAAGCACUAACUGAAGCAAGGGCCAAAGGAUUCUCUGAUGUCCUAUUCCUAGAUGCAGUAACCAAAAAAUAUAUCGAGGAGGUUUCGACAUGUAAUAUUUUUAUUGUCAAGGAUGAUGUGAUUUCAACCCCAGCAACAGUUGGAACAAUUCUGCCCGGAAUGACUCGAAAAAGCAUCAUUGAGAUUGCCCUUGAUUUUGGCUACCAGGUUGAGGAACGUACAAUCCCAAUGGAGGAUUUGCUUGAAGCUGAUGAAGUUUUCUGUACAGGGACGGCUGUGGUUGUAAGUCCCGUUGGUUGUAUAACCUACCAGGAUAAAAGGGUUGAAUACAAAACUGGAGCUGAAACGGUGUCUCAGAAACUGUACGUAAUGUUAACAGGAAUUCAAACAGGCCGUAUUGAGGACAAGUUAGGAUGGACUGUUGAAGUUGUUUGAGCCUCUUCCCUCGCAUCUACAGCAAAACUUUGUUUUGCCUUUUUUUCUUUAGACUGUUGUCUAGAAUAUUGCUUUUUUUUUUAAAAGAUGUUUUGUCUACCUCACGCAAAAUAAAAGCGAUCGAUCCGUUGCAAGUUUCUGAAUUUCCUGGCGAUUUGUGAAAAGAUUAUAUAGACCACCUUGUUGAAGAAACA